Molecule: messenger RNA, 3450 nt
Organism: Miniopterus natalensis
Lineage: Eukaryota; Metazoa; Chordata; Mammalia; Chiroptera; Miniopteridae
Gene: ZNF689
Product: zinc finger protein 689
Biological process (GO): regulation of transcription by RNA polymerase II
Cellular component (GO): nucleus
Molecular function (GO): DNA-binding transcription factor activity, RNA polymerase II-specific
Source: RefSeq, a predicted model, not a curated record
GGCAAAGAGGGUAGGAAGCCGGCAUGGCGCUCUGGUCAAUAAAAUCGAUAGCUGGAAGCUGCCUGUGUUCCAGGCAAAGGCGGUGCAGUAGCAGCGCCGCCAUCUUCGCCGAAGGCAUCUUCCGGUACCUUUCCCCCAAGUUCGGGCAGGAGUUUCCUGAAUAACAGCGCGAGGUUUCCGUUAGCCCCGCAGGCGGCCGAUUCCCGGUCCCUCCCGGCCUGCCCCAGGCACACUCAGUCCCGGUCCGGCGGGGGCUCCCAAAUCCCGGGGUCCGCCAGGGGCCGAGGCCGGGACAGGGGAGGUCGGGGCGCGGGCUUCUCUGGUCCAAUGGCACCGCCUUCUUCUCCAGUCUCCGCACGGGGACCAGGAGAGGCCGGACCCGGCCGGAGAAGGGGAAGGAAGCCAAGGGCGGUGAAGUUCGCGGACGUGGCCGUGUACUUCUCCCCGGAGGAGUGGGGGUGUCUGCGGCCCGCGCAGAGGGCCCUGUACCGGGACGUGAUGCGGGAGACCUACGGCCACCUGGGCGCGCUCGGGUGCGCAGGUCCCAAACCAGCCCUCAUCUCCUGGUUGGAACGAAAUACGGAUGAUUGGGAACCAGCUGCCCUGGAUCCGCAGGAGUGCCCGAGGGGAUUAACAGUCCAAAGAAAAACCAGAACCAGGAAGAAGAACGGAGAGAAGGAAGUAUUCCCACCUAAGGAGGCACCCCGGAAGGGGAAGAGAGGGCGGAAGCCCAGCAAGCCGCGACUGAUUCCCAGACAGACAUCUGGGGGUCCCAUCUGCCCUGACUGUGGUUGUACCUUCCCUGAUCAUCCAGCCCUGAAAAGCCACAAGUGUGCCCAGAAUCUAAAAAAGCCUUACCCUUGCCCAGACUGUGGGCGCCGCUUUUCCUACCCAUCCCUGUUGGUCAGUCACCGGCGGGCACACUCCGGUGAAUGUCCCUAUGUUUGUGACCAAUGUGGCAAACGUUUCUCGCAGCGUAAGAACCUCUCCCAGCACCAGGUUAUCCACACAGGCGAGAAGCCCUACCAUUGCCCAGACUGUGGCCGCUGCUUCCGUAGGAGUCGGUCCUUGGCCAAUCACCGGACCACACAUACAGGAGAAAAACCCCACCAGUGCCCUAGCUGUGGGCGACGCUUUGCCUACCCGUCCCUGCUAGCCAUCCACCAGCGCACACACACAGGAGAGAAGCCCUACACUUGCCUGGAAUGCAACCGCCGCUUCCGCCAGCGCACCGCUCUGGUCAUCCACCAGCGCAUCCACACGGGCGAGAAGCCCUACCCUUGUCCAGACUGUGAGCGGCGCUUCUCUUCGUCCUCUCGCCUGGUGAGCCACCGGCGAGUGCACUCUGGGGAGCGCCCCUACGCCUGCGAGCACUGCGAGGCCCGCUUCUCUCAGCGCAGCACUCUGCUCCAGCACCAGCUCUUGCACACGGGAGAGAAGCCCUACCCCUGCCCAGACUGUGGACGUGCCUUCCGCCGGAGCGGCUCGCUAGCCAUACACCGCAGCACGCACACCGAGGAGAAGCUGCACGCGUGUGAUGACUGUGGCCGCCGCUUUGCCUACCCCUCACUACUGGCCAGUCACCGGCGCGUCCACUCAGGCGAGCGGCCCUAUGCUUGCGACCUGUGCUCUAAGCGCUUUGCCCAGUGGAGCCACCUGGCCCAGCACCAGCUCCUGCACACCGGGGAGAAGCCUUUCCCCUGCCUUGAGUGUGGCCGUUGCUUUCGCCAGAGGUGGUCUCUGGCUGUCCACAAGUGUAGCCCCAGGGUCCAAAACUGUAGCCCUAGAUCUGCUAUAGAGGGACCCAGUCAGAAGGGCAAUGUUCUUUAGAAUGGGAAGGACUGUCAAGUUCAUUUCAUUUCAGAGAGGCCCAGCGAAGGGAAGGAGAAGCCCCAGGUCAUACAGGGCAGAUUCAGAACUGAAACCCAGGUCUCCUACCAUACAAACCUGAAAUAUAUCCUACCACACUGGCUGCCUUACUCUGUCUAGAACAGAUAGUCGCAUUAGGAGAGUUAAAGUUUAAUGAGCUAUCCUAUCCUAAAAGAAUUCUGUUUGUGGCUGUCAGGGUAAAAGUUCUCCCCUUAUAUUCCAGGGGCUGUCUGCCUUUAAUUUCCAUAUAGGGAUUACCUGUCCCCUUGUAGGCAGUCAGGAGGAUCCUAUUUAUAGCUGGCAGGAUCUUCUACUCUGCCUCUUCCUCCAUACCAGGUUUAAGCAAACCUAGGUUAGCCCCCUUUUUACAACACUCCUGCCAAGUGGUGUUCUACCCUUGCUUUAAAACCUCCCUUGACAGUGAGCUCACUACCUCACAAGGCAGGUCAUUUCUUUGUGGGAUAGCUAUGAUCUUUAGGAAGUGGUUAAGUGCCACAUUCUCCUUCCCUGUAAGCCUUGCCCAGAAUAUGUCUAAUACUUUCUCUACAUGGCAGCCUUUCAGAUAACUUAAUCACAACUUCUUUGCCCCAUGUUUUCAGAUUAAACAACAUUAAUUUGGUCAAUCAUUUCUUACAAAUAGGGUUCCAAUUCCCACACAUGAUCACCCAACAGGUGCUGGUUUUUCAAUGCCCCUUUUAAAGGGUCAUACAAAAAUAAGCCAGCACCACAGUGUACACUGUAUACCUCCUUGGUCUGGUCUUGUUUUAACAGCUCUAGAUUGCAUUGGAUUUGGGAGGAGUGGCAGUGCCAGGAGUUUAUUGGGUUGCAGACACCCAAAUACCUAAGCUUUUUUAAACCAAAUGCUGUGAAGCUAAGUCUUCUGCACCCUGUGUUUGGAAAAUUGGUUCAAGUUGGGUCUGGGACAUAAGUGCAGUGAGCUUUGGGACAAGAUUGUUCUUAAGGAAAAGCAGGGGAGGUAUGGGUUAGCUGCAAGAAGUGAAAACAGGACCGGCUUGUUGUGCUUUAUCUGGUGGGUUUGGAGCGUUCCUUACAACCAGUGGUUGGAAAAUCCUAGGUCUCACUUUAGCACAGAACCUUCCAUGAGUCCUCAGUCAACAUUUUUUAAUAAAAUGAGGUGAGGCCAUUUAAGGAGGGUAGACGUUAGGUGAUUGCAUACAAAGCAAAAAGUAUACAGUCAUCAAGUUGUGUUCAUGCCCACCCCUCACAUAAACUCCAGAAGGCAGCUAUGUGUCUUAAUCAUGUUAAGCCUCCAUGGCACCCACCCCUGAACAGGUUUACUGAAUUGAAUGAACAGGCCUAUCACUGCCUUGGGUAGCUGCACCAAGUUGGAAUUUACAAACCUGACUCGUCUCAUUCCAACAGCUAAAAGGAGGCAUCCUACCCUUGUAUCUCCUGAUCUCAGCCCCAGAGUGGGGGAGCAGCUGGGGAACACAGCUUUUGUAAUUACCUCUGUUCUGGUGUUGAGCAAGUUGCAUUAUAACUGUUUCUCCUUGGGUGACGAGCUACCUUAAGGUAGGGGUCAGACCAGAUUGGGUCUUAUUAAAAUGUCUGUUGAAUGAA